Molecule: messenger RNA, 594 nt
Organism: Pteronotus mesoamericanus
Lineage: Eukaryota; Metazoa; Chordata; Mammalia; Chiroptera; Mormoopidae
Gene: CD69
Product: CD69 molecule
Exons: 5
Coding region: 1-594 (197 amino acids)
Cellular component (GO): external side of plasma membrane
Source: RefSeq, a predicted model, not a curated record
AUGAAUUCGGAAGAUGCUUCCCUAACAACGGACAACAUCUUGGACAGAGAACAACAAAGUAAUACUACCAGCCCUGUCUUUGCAACAAAUCAUGAAGGGUCCCUGCAAGUUCCUAUUCCAUGUGCUGUGCUGAAUGUGGUCUUCAUCACCAUUUUGGUCAUAACUCUUAUUGCUUUAUCAGUGGGCCACUACAAUUGUCCAGCCCAAUAUGUGUCUCCAGAACCAUCAAACAGCCAUAUUUCUUCAUGCUCAGAUGAUUGGAUUGGAUAUCAGAGGAAAUGCUACUUUAUUUCCAAUAUAGCAAGUAAUUGGACUUUGGCCCAAAACUCUUGCUUGAAACAUGGUGCUACUCUUGCUUUCAUUGAUUCUGAAAAGGACAUGAUCUUUUUAAAACGAUAUGUGGGUCGAGCUGAACACUGGAUUGGGCUGAAAAAUGAAGUCAAUCAGACUUGGAAAUGGUCAAAUAACAAAGAAUUUAACAACUGGUUCAAUCUAACAGGAUCAGGGAACUGUGCCUUCCUGAAUAGCAUAGAGGUCAGCAGCACAGAUUGUGGAAAGAAUUUACACUGGAUUUGUAGCAAACCCUUCAAAUAA